Microplitis mediator is the source of this 2104-nucleotide messenger RNA. RefSeq lists its product as uncharacterized. The record is from RefSeq and is a predicted model, not a curated record. Bases 86 to 1651 code for a protein of 521 amino acids. The transcript has 9 exons. NCBI's taxonomy places the organism in Eukaryota, Metazoa, Arthropoda, Insecta, Hymenoptera, Braconidae.
UUAUGAUACUUUAAACUCUUCCUAAAGUUACUUUCAAUUUGGACAGACGCAUUUUAAUAAGUGUUUCGUCGAGACGACAUUAAAAAUGAAUUAUCAGUAUUUAGAUCCGAAGAAAUGGUUUUGUCUUAUGAUUUUAUUAACUUUACUGGAUAUUAAAAAUUAUUCUGUUGGAAAGUGUAUUAAUAUAGAGAAUAAAGAAAGUUUACGAUUAACCCAGGAUAAAUGUUAUCAUCUAAAGCACAAUAUUUCUAAAAGGAGCACUGAAGCAGCAAUUAAAAGUUUGGAAUCUACGAUUAGAGCAGCCCUUUAUGAAGAAGAAAUUACCGAAGCAAAUGAACGGCUUUUAGAUUCUCUACGGAAUAUCCAAGAAAUAUCCGAAGAAAUUGACACUGAUUAUAAAUACCUAUCACCCUCGAAAUUAUACAAUUUUAAAAUUAACCCAGUCACAGCUAACAAAACAUAUGUCUAUGCUACACUCGAAGGUAACGAAUAUUUGGACAAAUUACUUAAAAUCGGUCAUUGGACAAGUGGUUUAGCAGAAAAUGACUCAAAUAGCCUUCAGGAGAAUGUGUUUUCAGUUGCAAUUAAAUACUACUCAAGGUUACAAAACAAUGGAAAUUAUUGCGGUAAAUCAUCAAUUUAUAAUGAAGUAUAUCAACUUUAUGAAUCUAUGCUAGCAAGCGUCAGUAAAGGAUACACUAUAAUGUAUAUGGCUUACGAGUUCCAACAACGAAAUCCUGGAAAUACAGACAAUGGGCUUCCCGCACAAAGAAUUAUACUAGAAGAAUGUAAAGAAGCAGUUGUUCGUAUGACCACUUCAGUAAGCAGUUAUUUGAAGAAAAUUGAUAAUACGACAUAUAAAAAAUCACAAGAGUGUGACCCGAAGGAAUGGGCUGAAGGUAAGAAAUACAUUCGUUUAAAAAAUCACGUUUCGUAUUAUGAGCCUAAUACAAAAUGGUACUGGGAUCAGGGUGCAGAAUACUUGAGAGAUAUGAAACCAGAAAAAGAAUGCGACAGUACACAAGUAUUUUGGAAUCCAGCUUUAUCAGAUGGCGUCAUAUACAGCUUGAACUGUCCACUUAUUUUUGUCAGUGAUUAUUCAAGAGAUAGCAGUUGCCAACGUUUUCAGAAUGAUAAUUUUACGAAAGCUAAAAACACAUAUUGGGAAUCAGCAUGUACUAAUGGAGAUAAUUCAAGAUUAGGACAAUUAUGUGCUUGCGAUAAACAAGUCGACCAAGAUACUAGUAUACGAACAAUAAGUUUAAGAGAACAUUACACUGAUAGUGCUGAUAAUCGAGUUGUUACCGGAAUACGAUUUAUUGUUAAAAAUAAUAUCGUUACGAUACAAAUUCGAGAAGGUAAAUUAGUCAAUGGUAUUAUAAACCCCCAAACCGUUAGAUGGAUAGAUGAUGAUGGUCAGCGUCCUGAAAUAGGUCCUGAUACAGUGAAGCUCAGUUAUAACAUACGAGCGUUUGAAUUAGAUGACAUAGAAUUGCCUGAUGGACACUUGGUAACAGGAGUCAAAUUCUUAGUGACAAAUAAAACGCGCAUAUCAUUAGCAGUAAGAGGAUCAGCUAUGUAUGAUGAUAAAAAAAAACCUUCCCAUCAAUUCACGAUCAAUGGUAUUCUCCAACACCUGAUCCAGAUAUAGCUAGGCAUAAAAUUGAUGUAGAAUAUUCUAAAAAUCCAGCUGAGUUAAUAAAUGAACAGUUGCUACAAUUAAGUACUCCAGGAUUGAACUACGUCGAUUUCUCAACAUCAGUGUAUUCUUCAAAAGAUGAAAAUGUUGCAAUUAUACCAUUCAUAGAUUCACGCGAUCUCGUUACUGAUCCACCAAUCGCUCUAGGUGGAUUAGGAAUAUUUUACAAAAGUAAACCCGGCUACGGUGGAUUUAUAGCGUUUAAGUAUAUCACAGCUAACUAUAAUAUUCUUCUUGACAGAGAUCAUGCUCAAGUUAUAAAUGCUACUUUAUUACACUUAUUUAAAUAUUUAUAAAGAGAAAAAAAAAUUUUUAAUUUAAAUUAAUAAAACUAUUGUAGUAACUGGUAACUUAUAGUUAAUAUCGCCUAUGCACUACAAGAAAACACACUUAAAUUAGAAAUAA